This is a messenger RNA of Elgaria multicarinata webbii, 2046 nucleotides long. RefSeq names its product PAF1 homolog, Paf1/RNA polymerase II complex component (gene PAF1). Gene Ontology annotation, biological process: transcription elongation by RNA polymerase II. The transcript is spliced from 14 exons. The record is from RefSeq and is a predicted model, not a curated record. Gene Ontology annotation, cellular component: Cdc73/Paf1 complex. NCBI's taxonomy places the organism in Eukaryota, Metazoa, Chordata, Lepidosauria, Squamata, Anguidae. Gene Ontology annotation, molecular function: RNA polymerase II complex binding; chromatin binding. The coding region runs from base 48 to 1667 and encodes 539 amino acids.
GGUAGCCCCGCCCCCGACCCGCCUGUCGCCGUGCUCCGGGGAUCGCCAUGGCGCCCACGAUCCAGACUCAGGCGCAGCGGGAGGAGCCGGGCCACAGGCCCAACUCCCACCGGGCGCUUCCUGAGAGGUCAGGGGUCGUGUGUCGAGUCAAGUAUUGCAACAGUCUCCCCGACAUCCCUUUUGACCCCAAAUUCAUAACAUACCCAUUUGACCAGAACAGGUUUGUACAGUACAAAGCCACCUCCCUGGAGAAGCAGCAUAAGCAUGACUUGCUGACUGAACCUGACUUGGGCGUCACCAUCGAUUUGAUUAACCCCGACACAUAUCGCAUCGACCCGAAUGUUCUUCUGGAUCCAGCUGAUGAGAAGUUGCUGGAAGAGGAGAUCCAGGCGCCCACCAGUUCCAAGAGAUCCCAGCAGCACGCCAAAGUGGUGCCAUGGAUGAGGAAGACUGAAUACAUCUCCACAGAGUUCAACCGUUACGGCGUCUCCAAUGAGAAGCCAGAGGUUAAGAUUGGGGUGUCCGUCAAACAGCAGUUCACAGAAGAGGAAAUCUACAAGGACAGAGACAGCCAAAUUGCGGCCAUUGAGAAGACCUUUGAAGAUGCUCAGAAAUCCAUUGCUCAGCACUACAGCAAGCCUCGGGUUACUCCCGUGGAGGUCAUGCCCGUCUUCCCCGAUUUCAAGAUGUGGAUCAACCCUUGUGCUCAGGUCAUCUUUGACUCUGACCCAGCACCCAAGGACACCAGUGGUUCGGCUGCCCUUGAGAUGAUGUCUCAGGCCAUGAUCAGAGGCAUGAUGGACGAGGAAGGGAACCAGUUUGUGGCCUACUUCCUUCCCGUGGACGACACGAUGCGGAAACGCAAACGCGACCAAGAUGAGGAGAUGGAUUACGCCCCCGAGGACAUUUACGAGUAUAAGAUUGCCCGGGAAUACAACUGGAACGUCAAGAACAAGGCCAGCAAAGGCUACGAGGAGAACUACUUCUUCAUCUUCCGGGAAGGUGAUGGAGUCUAUUACAAUGAAUUGGAGACCAGAGUGCGACUGAGCAAACGGCGAGCCAAGGCCGGGGUGCAGUCGGGCACCAAUGCUGUGCUGGUGGUGAAGCACCGGGACAUGAACGAGAAGGAGCUGGAGGCACAGGAAGCCCGCAAGGCCCAGCUGGAGAACCACGAGCCCGAAGAGGAGGAAGAGGAGGAGAUGGACCUGGGCAAAGAGCCACAAGGCUCAGACGAAGAGCCGGAGAAAGGUAGCGAGAGCGAGAAGGAGGCCAGCGAAGCGGAGGAGGACGAGGAAGGCCGCUCGGCCAGCGAGAGCGAGCCGGAGGCCAGCGAGGUGGAGGGAGCAGGUGCCGAGGAGAGCGAGGAGGACGAGAGGGCAGCCCGAGACAAGGAGGAGAUCUUCGGCAGCGACGACGACGAGGACGACGACUCUGAGCAGGAAGGGGGCCGGCCGGAAGGGGACGAGGAGGAGAGCGGCAGCGAGGACGAGGAGGACGAGGACGAGGAGGGGGGCAGCCGGCGCCAGCAGCAGCGCCACGGCAGCCGCAGCCCCUUCCUCAGUGGCAGCGAUCGCUCCAACCACGAGGACGAGGACGAGGAGGAAGGCGAGGCGAGUGCCAGCGAGGCCCCCUCGGAGUCCAGCGAGGAGGGCAGUGACAGCGACUGAGCCUUCGGGCGCCGUCUCCUUCUUCGCCUCCGCUGGGACGAUGGCUGUUCCCCUUGCCUGGGCAAACGGCAGCCGAGGACACCUGUUACUUACUUCAGCUGGCGACGCUGCCGUCUCCCACGUCACCGUUGGAUUCUGGGGAGCUUCUUGUCCCACGGCGCACGAGGUGGACCCUGGGAUCCUCCCGUCUGUUGCCACUGACCUUCCAGCUCCGGCAUUGAACUAUGGCCCCACGCCUUGUGUUGAAAGACUGGCAUUGGGGGUGGGCAGGCUGUUGGGUCCGGCUCCCCUCUUUGAGUGUGUCCUCCUGUACAUAAUGCCCUGUAUUGCAGUUCUCCCCCCCCCCCCGGCCCCCAAUAAAAGGUUUUUGCCUCUUGAA